This is a messenger RNA of Sinocyclocheilus rhinocerous, 5719 nucleotides long. Its product is annotated as transmembrane protein 131-like. Bases 48 to 4952 code for a protein of 1634 amino acids. The transcript is spliced from 37 exons. The record is from RefSeq and is a predicted model, not a curated record. Gene Ontology annotation, cellular component: membrane. Lineage: Eukaryota; Metazoa; Chordata; Actinopteri; Cypriniformes; Cyprinidae.
GCAUCCGCUGGGUGUCUCUCGUGAGUGAACUCGUGAGCGCUGUUUAUAUGAGCGCGCACGGCCAGAGAAACAGCAGCAGCAGGAUGGCGAGCAAGGACACAACACAGAUUUCCCCACGUCCAACGCGAACAAAAUUACAAUGCGUUGGACUUCUGCGCCUUUUAUUUAUUGCAUUUAUUCACGUGGCACAGGCGGACAAACAAGCUUUCAUACAGUCAGACAACAUCCUGGAGGUACUACACUUUGGGGAAGGAGGCCUCUUGCAGACAGAGUCUGAUAUUGAUCUUAGCUCAUAUCGUCAAAAAAGUGUGUCCUCUCAGCGGGGGAACAGCAGACCCAUACGCUUUGAGCCUCCAAUGCUGGACUUUCAUGAACAGCCAGUUGGAAUGCCAAAAAUGGAAAAAGUUUACUUACACAAUCCAAGUUCAGAAGAAAUAAGUUUAAUAUCAAUAUCAGCAACAACAUCACAUUUUCAUGCAUCCUUUUUUCAGAAUAGGAUAAUUCCACCUGGAGGCAACACCUCAUUUGAUGUGGUGUUUCUAGCUCGAGUAGUAGGGAAUGUAGAAAAUACCUUAUUUAUUAACACAUCGCAUCAUGGAGUGUUUACAUACCAGGUGUUUGGUGUGGGCAUCCCCAAUCCCUACAGACUCAGGCCCUUUGUAGGGGCCAGAGUUCCAGUAAAUAGCAGCUUCUCUCCACUCAUAAGCAUCUUCAACCCUCACAGUGAACCACUGCAGGUUGUAGAGAUGUACACCAGUGGAGGAGACCUACAUUUAGAGCUGCCUACUGGACAGCAGGGUGGCACCAAAAGAUUAUGGGAGAUCGCUCCAUUCGAGACAAAGGGUGUGAUGAGAGCUAGCUUCUCCUCUCGAGACGCUGACAACCACACAGCCUUCAUCAGAAUUAAAACAAAUGCGUCCAAUGAGGACGAGUUUAUCAUCCUCCCUGUAGAGGUUGAAGUCACCACAGCACCUGGUAUAUACUCCUCCACAGAGAUGCUAGACUUUGGUACACUUCGAUCGCAAGAUCGACCAAAACAACUGAAUUUGCAUCUGUUAAAUUCAGGAGCAAAAGAUGUAUCCAUCAUGAGUGUUAGGCCAACUCCGUCGAAUGAAGCGGUCACAGUGGAUUUCAAGCAAAUUACACUAAAAGCUGGAGAGAGCCGAUAUACCAAAGUUGCGAGUAUUAGUUUUGAUGGUAAGAUUUCUCUGUCCUUACAGUUGGAGAUAAAGUCAUGGUUGGUGACAGGAGACAGUCUGUCAAUGGAGUUGCUUAACACAGAAAGAGGGAACCGAAAUAUAGCACUGAGCAGAACACAAGAGCUCCAGAAGACAUCAGCCGCCCAAUACAAAACCGUCAUUUUAGCCUCCGGCUACUACGCAGCAUUUAAAGUCACUUUAGUAGCUAAAGCUCUAGAGGGAGUUUAUGAUGGAGCAGUACAUAUUACAACAGACUAUGAGAUAUUAACCAUCCCUGUAAAGGCUCUCAUAGCGGUAGGAACAUUAAGCUGUUCACCCAAACAAAUCAUUCUUAACCCUUCAUUCCCGGGAAAAGUUGUUCACCAAGGAUUCAGUAUCCAGAGUUCAUUCUCACAGAAAGUAAGGCUUCAGCAAAUUCGCUCUCUCACAGAGGACGUCCGCUUUUACUUCAAACGACUUCGCAAUAACAAAGUGGAGUUGGAACCCAGACGAAAGUCCAAGAUAGCAAACAUUUAUUUUGAUGCCAGCUUGCAGUGUGGUGAUCACUGUUAUGUGGGAUUACCGUUUGUAUUGAAAUCGGAGUCCAGGCCCCAUGGUUUGGUUAUGCAGGAGGACAUAUGGGACGCUGAUGUAGAUCUACAUCAGCGGCUCCUGAAAAGAUGGCGAGAGCUCAAAGAGCAUUCAGGCCUUGAGGUUGAAGCUUUCUUCGAAGUGAACACAGAUCUGCAGAAGAAUGUGCAGGCCAAAAUCUUAGCGCAGCUCACAUGGCCCUUGCUGGUUAACUCAUCACAACAGAUUUAUUUUCCUCUCACAAACACCAACAGCUCAUCGGAAGAGGAAGUGAUUCUAGAAAACCCAGCUGAUGUCCCAGUCUACAUUCAGGUUCUUCCUGUGGCUCUUUACCCAAAUCCCACCGUGUUCACAGGCAGAUUUGCCGACAGGUUUCCUUUAGGAAGGUUGUCUAACAUCAACAUUGACACAAAUACACUGGAAUUCCAGGUCCAUAAAAAUCAUUCUUCAGGGAUGAAGAGUUUCACAGGAUUUGUUGAAGGCUUAACUCGGCCCUAUGUAUACAACAUGCUCCUUAUGCCUGGUGAGAUAAAGUCCUUCAACGUGAGGUUCAGACCCAUCACUGAUCACAGUGUCUCUUCUCUGCUAGUCGUCAGGAACAACUUGACAGUAGUAGACUUGAUCGUGGUUCAUGGUCAAGGCACCACAGAGAGUCUGAGACUGGCUGGUAAAGCCCCAGGUCUCGGCAGCUCUCUGAGGUUUAAGCAUACAGAGGCAUUUCUCAAAGACUGUUCAGAAGCUAAAGCCAAGGAACCGAACUUCACUCUUCGAAGGACUUUCAGGCUGGAGAACACGGGGCUUCUCCCAAUUCACAUUCGGUCUAUGGAGAUCAGUGGCAGUGCAUGUGAGGGUUAUGGCUUCAAAGUUCUCAACUGUGAAGAAUUUGCACUCAAACCAAACACUUCAAAAGACCUCGUCAUACUGUUUACACCAGAUUUCACAUCAUCCAGAGUGAUCCGGGAGCUGAAGUUGGUGACUGCGGGGGGUUCAGUGUUUGCUUUUGUGCUGAAUGCAUCAUUGCCAUAUCACAUGCUGGCAGUGUGUGCUGAGACCCUUCCGCGACCCAACUGGGAGCUUGAGCUCUACAUCAUCGUCUCCCUCAUUAUGAGCUCCAUGUUCCUGCUGGUCAUUGCUACAGCCUAUCUGGAGGCCCAGGGAAUAUGGGAGCCUUUCAAACGACGGAUGUCUGUGGAAUCCAAUUCUCCCAUGGAGACUGGAAAACCAUUUGAUCUCAGGGAAAUUGUACGAAUUCAAAGUGAUGCUAACUUGAAUGAUUUUGCCGACUCAAACCAGAACUCAACAAGAGGAAUGUACGGGUCAAGCGGUGGCGGGCGGGCUGGGGGUCGACAGGGUGGUCCGCACUCCAGUUCCAACAGCAGCGGUGUUCUGCCAGACAGCAAGCCCAGAUCUGGUUCAGGCCGCUCUGGAUCUAUGCAACACUCCUCCAGCUUUCCACUCACUAAAGAUAGUGGCCAAGGACUGAGUCAGCUAACUAAUCGAAGAGCCCGGAGUUCCAAACAGCAGCAGCAGAGCUCAGGCCUCCUGGAGGACCUCCCGAGCUCAGGACCUUCACAGUCCAACAGCACAAGGGCCAACAGUACAGAGGAACAGGAUUACAGCCGACUUGUGGCAGCUAUGGAUAAAGACCUCGACAGGCCUGAGUCUCCUGCCAUUAAUGUGUCUUCACAACACAAUUCACAGCAGUCUUCACAAAACAAAGUGCUUGAAUCAAAAGGGAAAGUGAAGAAUAAAACAAAAGCUCUUAAAAAGAAAGAGGAGAAAGAGAGGAAAUCAAAGGGAAAGACUCAAGGAGAAGAUUUAAAAGAGCCACUGGCAGACAAUGAUGACAGCUCUUCUACUACCACAGAGACCUCUAACCCUGACGUGGAGGCCAAUAUUAAAGAGGAGCCAGUGAAAGUGAAAGGAAAAUCAGUGUCAGUGGACAGUGGAAAAGAAAGAGAAGAAAUUACUCCCUCCCCUACUAAACCAAAAACUAAGAAACAACCAACCACAAAGAAGGAGAACCAAGUGGAAAAAUCCAGCUCUCUAGAACUCCCUUACGUCACUCCCCUGGAAAAACAGGAUAAGCAGCGCAAGACCUUCACCAAAACCCUUGCCAAUACAGGAAUUCACAGUGUCCCCAAACUACGAGCUCUGAGCAAAAUCAGUGGGAAGAUGAGUGAUGACCGGCCAUCUCCACUUGGAAAGUUUGUAGUCAAUGGCUCCAUGCAGGAACUGGGUCAUAGCAGCGGAUCAGAAGGAGAGAAAGAGUCCCCGCCACCAGAAUGGGAUGAUCCUUUCAACAAAACUGGCAGCCCAGCCGACAGUCUUCAGCAGAUAUCUAUGCAGACCAUGCAUGCAGACCCCUUCCUGAAAGGCCCCAGUUCAGUAAUGCCCAGAACCUGUUCACCACCCCCGACCUCCCCUAGCCUGGUGCCUUGUGGAAGCUAUGGCAGUGUGCCCCACACCAGCAGCGAGGCUAAUUUAAAGAAGGCUCCAGGGAAUAAGCUCACCAAGUCGGCCUCUCUGCCUGGUCAAAAUGGAAAUCCAACUUUUGCAGCUGUAGCUGCUGGCUAUGACAAAAGCCCUGGUGGCAGUGGCUCAGCUAGUAAAGCUGACAGUCUGGGGAAGGUACCACUGUCUCACAUGACAUCAGUGGAGAGUGACGGAUCUGACAGCUCUGGACUGUGGAACCCGAUAGACACCACCAGCCCCCCCAGUUUUGGACCGGUUAAUGCUUUCUCUGCUUUUGGACCCAACAACCCACUUAAUCUUUCUGGAGUUUUCAGAGGCAUGACUGUUCCCAAGAGUUCAGAGCCCCAGCAGAGUUGGCCUGACUACACUCCAGUUUCCCCAUCCAUCUGGGAUACUGAGCCUAGUAAUUCCUGGGCUACCAGCACUGGAUCUCCAGCAACUCCAACAACUUCCAUUUUGGGGAGUGCGCACAGUCCCUGGUCCUUCAGCAGGUCCAUCUGGUCCACUGGCAACGACUCCACCCUGCACUCCUUCAACCCUCCUACUUCCUCCGCUGUCCCUGACUUGGGCAGCCACACUGCACCCCCCACACCUGCCCCCAACGACAUAGGCCGCACCUACAACCCCUGGAGCAUGGGGUGGUCUCCCUCACUCAAUCGCUGGAAUUCAGAGCCCUGGCCUAACAGCCCCGAUAACAACGGCAUCUGAGACGGAACAGCCCCACUGAGCAACAGAAAAUGCAGUGGUUUCUAAUCUUAUUUUAUUUUUCCUGGUUGAACAGUAUGUUGUACGCCAACAUCAUUUUAAUGAUUGGGAAAAAUCUUGAAUUGUAAUGGUACAAAUGACCACUGGAAACCCAGUGUUGCAUUUACAAGUCCCCCUCAAAAUUCAGUCCUAUUUAUUUUAGUGGGGUAUGAUAAAAAUGCCUUAAGUUCCAUUUUAACUGACAAAGUGAACGACAGAUUGAAGACAUUGGCUUAAAGCUAUUGCCCUUGUAGGGGUGUUUUUCUUUACGAUUUUAGAGAUUCCCUGUUUUGAGUAAUACCGCAUUGUAAUUAAAGUAUAUGGUCCAGUAUUACUGUGUUAAAAUGCAAGAUGCAGUGUUACUCAACCUUAAAAUAAGCACUUUGCUUAAAACCCCACUCCUACAAUGCUGUCAUUUUGGUUUAAGAUGAUUUCAUUCAUUUUAGAGCAUUUUCUGACCACACUUGUUGGUUGAUUUAAUGUUCGGAAAGAUACAAGUGGUUGCUAAGACUACAAUUACCACAUUGAUUUGAAACGCAUUCAGGAUUUAGAUUUUAUUUUUAUUUUAUUUUAAUUGCCCUCUGCUUAAAGUGAAAAGCUUCAUUUGAUGAAAUUGGCUUUUAAUUUGAGGGAGCUUAAAGAACCUGAAAUGUGUUCUGUGCAUCAUUCAUUUGUCACUUCAAGAGUGAACGUUUGGUCACACUGGUUGAAAUAAACAUAUCAGGCUGGAA